AUGCCUAAGAAAAGGCAGCAUCUCAAGCCAUUCAAGCCAGCCCCGACGGCCUCUCCGGCGCCCGGGUCUUCGUCCAACGCAGCUGGCAAGACUCCCAGGAGCGUCAACGAGCUGCUGGCCAGCUUGCGGCACGCCUCUCUAGAUUCAUCAGUUCCGCGGCAAUUGCCCACAGUCACACCAUCUGUGCCGCCAGCCCUCAGGGAGAUACUGCAGAUCCCAGACACUCCAACCCCCGCACCCAGACGGCAGCACAGGCAGAGGCUUGACAACAAUGGCCGCCGCCUCCCAGCUGGGCCUCCUCCCCCACGAAGCUGGGUUGCUUCCAGCAGCGGUGCUACGCAUCUCCAAAGCCAGGCAUCCGGCUCAUCGACCGUGAACCGGUGUGGCCUCGCUGAUUCGACUUUGCCGGGCACGUAUCUGCCAGCUCCGCGAAGUCUCAUCGACAUCAUUCUCAGAAAAAUUGCUGCUGACUGGGACCUUCACCGCGUGUUUAAUCAGUACUAUUUGUACGAUGUCCCUGCACAUCUGAAAGCUGCCCUCAUUCGAUGGGUCGGCAUUGCAAGCCCAGAUGGUCUAUCGGUUCAAGACCUCAAACUAAUACUCCUUCCCUCUCCAGAAUCUCUGGAGGAGGCAGAAGGCGAUGACAUCUCUGAAUACCAUACCUCUGUCAAUGCUGAGGUAAAUUACUUGGAUUUGUCGGGCUCCUUAGGCCGUUCCCUAACGCUCAAGGAAGUUUCCGAGCUUCUGUAUCCGUCAAAGAAGCAGGAGGAUUCCAGUGAGCCUCAGGAGUCUUGGGACGAGAGCGAGAUCAUUCCCAGUCCUCCACGAGUAUUGUUACCCAAUCUCACACAUCUGUCACUCGCUCUCGACCCUCAGUUGGCCUCAGAAGCAUCGUGGAGACAGCUACUGGCUCUGUCAUCAAAGCUUACUACCAUCACUCAUUUGAGUCUUGCCUACUGGCCUGACCCAUCUCUUACUCCAAGAGCUCGCCUCUCCACGGUUACUACACCGCAGGAUCAUGACUGGAGCGAAGCGCUGCUGGUACUAAGGAUGCUCAGCAGAAACCUCUACGCACUCGAGUUUCUCGAUCUCACAGGAUGCGCACCAUGGUUCAAAGCCCUGAUGUUGCAUUCAGAACAUGAUUUCGUGGAUUGGGUCGGAUCGUGGGGAAAAGUGACGCUGCUUCGAAUAUACACAGGGUGGACUCCUGGAGAAGAUGCUCUUCCGUCAGAGUUGAUUGCUUACCGUGAGGCUAUAGACGUUGCGACUAUGGUAGAGAGAUAUAUCAGAGCUGCACGUGGGGGAAAGGGCAGGAUCAUCACGGUGGAAAGGAACAGGAUAGAUCCUUGA
This is a messenger RNA of Trichoderma breve, 1350 nucleotides long. RefSeq lists its product as uncharacterized. The transcript is spliced from 3 exons. Lineage: Eukaryota; Fungi; Ascomycota; Sordariomycetes; Hypocreales; Hypocreaceae. The coding region runs from base 1 to 1350 and encodes 449 amino acids. The record is from RefSeq and is a predicted model, not a curated record.